UGACCGAGCUCAGCGGUGCGAUAGCAGCUUGCUCAGUCUAAUUUCAACCGCCGUGGAAGUUGUGCGACGCUCGAGCAUCUCUCUCCAACGUCUCUCCACACGCCUUUUCUACUCGUGCCAGAUUCUCACCCUUUUAGAUACGACGACACUUGUGUGUGUAUACGUCAGGAGGGCUCAAGACACACCAAAGAACUAGGGAGUGAGAGAGAGUAUAAGAACAUCAAGCCCCUAAAAAUAAAUCCCCAAGUGUUUAUUCAGCACUAAAUAAAUAUCUUGUGUGCUAUUUAAAAGAGAAAAAAAAAUUUUUUUGCCAUCACACUACAGUUAAAUGAGGCUCGGUUGAAAGCUAGUGACUCGUGACGAGCAAACGUGUGCACACGGUUAACGCGUGUGUUGACGAUAAGAAAUGUGGCGAAGGAGCUCGCCACGUGGGCGCCUGUGUUUAUAAAUCAACGAGUGUGUGUAUUAUAUCUACCAAUGAGACAAUGAUGAAACUUUAUUACACCUGUUUUCAGCAACAGCAGCAGCAACAGAACCACCACCAGCAACAACAUCAUCAACUUCAACUUGACCACUGUCACCGCAACAAUCAUCACCACUCACAUAAAUUGGAAUUCACGACAAAUAUUUUUGUUAUUAUCAACAGCAAUUGCAGCAGCAACAACUUCAACAACUUCAAUAACGACAACAGAGAUAAAAAAAGUGUUUGCGCGAAAUAAAGUACCAUGGAACUUGGGAUCAAUGUCUCGGUGUCAAGCUGUAUGGUUGCUCAUCAGCUCGUUGACAACAUUGUACCGACAUUUAUUUGGAUUUGUUAAAUGAGCGGAUAUACAGUGACGGAACGAAUGGCUGCUUGUUAUUGUCGGGUGUCAGUGAGCGGAUCCAAGGAUGCUCGGAUCUGGGGCUCCCGGUUUACGAGCGAUUGGUGGUAGACGACAAGUGGUGUCACGGUGCCGUGGUGGUGAUGAUGAGAAGGACAAGGUCCCGUGGAGUCCAAGGCUCGGGGCCAAGACUACCAUCGUUAAUCGGUGAUGGGAUGGACUGAUUAUUUUACUAGACUUAAACUAGUGUUUGAUAUAGGUAUUAACGUGAGAGUGAACGUCAACAUCGUCGUCCUCGUGUCCACUACCGUGUGGAAGAGGGGAGAGACGUGGACGAGCGAAGGGGUUACAGCGGUAGCAGAUCGGAUAAUGCGGGCUUCCUUGAUUUUAUCGGGAAUCCUAAGCGGCUGGUGGUGCAUCCUCACGCUCAUAGCGGCACCCCCAGCCAUCAGUUUACAACUCCGGGGACCGGAUGAUUUUUACCCCCGGACAAAUAAGUGGCUGUCAAUUAUUGGCACUGGCUUUAGACACCGGGUAAAAGAACACAGCAGAUCGCUGUCUUCCGGUUACGAGACUAUUACUCAGUCGACGCUAAAAGCCAGGUCCAGAGCUGGUAGAUCCAGCGGAGGUCGCAGCAAAAGUGAGUCUCGAAGGGAACAGCGAAAACGGUGCCGUCGAAAAAACGGAACUCCUUGUCACACUCGAAAUUGGUGUCCUGACAUAGACGUGGGUAAUCGUGCAUAUUUAGCGCCUACAGUAUUUGAGGGUAAAGCACGAAGUAUGUCGUCCUCGAGGAGUCCUGGGUCAAAUUACGCGGUGACCUUUGAGGUGAAGCAGGUUUACAAAAGUCAAGCUGGAUUCCAGCCACUACGCAAAAACGACAGUGUACGACUCCAUUUUCGCGACAAGUCGGAUAAGAGAACAGGAGGAGGAGGUGCUGGUGGUGGUGGAGGAGAAGCAGGUGGCAAGUCCUCGUUGUGUCGUAACGAGGGCACCGACGAGCAUCAGCAGCUACACGAACUGCAUCAGCGUGAUGACAAUGCUCGAGUGGUGCGCGCCGACAUUAAACGCGGUAAAGUGUAUCUAGUGUUUGUGAAUCGUGUGGGACCUAGAAACUUUACAAUCCUGGGUGAGCCGGUGAUACGAAGCAAGAAAAACGAACAGGCGGUACAGGCAGUCAUUCGACCCGAUUACGUACGAGAAGUGACGUUGACGGAGCUCAGGGACUCGGUGGCAAGAACGAGGGAGCGAGUAAAGCUUGUAUGCAGGACGAGAGGUUCGCCACCACCGAGAGUCCGUUGGCUCAAAGACGGUGUGCCGCUGUAUCCACGACGGGGCCUGAGAAUUCAGCACAAACGAAGACGAUCCAAAGUGGUAAUUGCGUCUGCACGCCCCGAAGACAGUGGUAGGUACGAGUGCGUUGCCCAAAGUACCUCUGGCUAUCGGGCCUCCCUUGCAGCCCAACUUCUAGUCGUUAAUGACAUCAAGGUUACUGAAACCACAACAGUAGCGUGGCCUAGACAAGAGCAGCCGUGUCCUAUAGCAGGUGAUUUUUGCAUGAACGGCGGUACCUGUCUCUUCUUCGAGACCGUUGGUGAACCAGCAUGCAGAUGUGCGGAGGGCUUUACCGGUCUACGAUGCGAGACCAAGGACGUAAUCAGCACCGGAAGUGUGUACAACCGUCAUAGAGCGCCAUUUUCAUGCAAGUUGGGUCUUUCGACCUCGUAUUACUGCUAACGAUAGUGACGCGGAACCCAAUUUGGUAGCUGCUACUUUUUUUGGCGUUCCCAACUUAUUUUUUAUGCCACAUCAUAAUCAUUAUUAUUCUUACUAUUAUUUUUAUUAUUAUUAUUAUUAUUAUUAUUAUUAUUAUUAUUAUUAUUAUUAUUAUUAUUACGAUUAUUGUUAUUAUUAGUUUAUUUUCAAUCAUCCACUCACUCACGAUUAACAUUCACUUACCAUUCACUCAUCGUUAGCGAUGUUAAUACAAUUAUAAUUUAAAAUAAUCCCUUUAUCCUUGCCUAUGCCUUGCCUAAAAUUAGACAAUUUGUACGAAUUACAAUUGCAUUUUAUUUCUUAAACAGAUGUCCAUUUUUAUUAAUAGAUAGGCACUCGCUCGCUUGCUCUCUCUCGCUCUAAUUUUCUGUCUUUUUAUUUUCUUCUCUGUAGGUAUACGUAUACAUUCUAUUAAUAUAUUUAGAUAAAUAUAAUUGAUAAUAAUUUCAACAGCAAUCCUUAAUUUUUCCCGUGAAUUAUACCAAAGAAGUGUCUUCCAAACACUACCAAUCACCUGAAGAAUACACUUAUUAUUAUUACGACUAUUUUUCAAUAACCAAACGCUUUUAAUGUUCAUAUUAUUAUUAUUAUUAUACUGGGUAAUCUGAAAAUAAUUAAAAGCAUCCCGAAGAUUAAUGUAUCAGUAACUCUAUUAUAAUAAUAAACAUUCAAUUUAUAAAUAUUUUUUUACCAAAAAAUGAUUAUAAAAAAAAUAUUUUCUUAACAUGAGUUUUUUUGAGAACAUGUUGAUUAAAAAAAUUACAACUGAUACGUUUGUCUGUUUAAAAAAUCAAACCACUCAUUGACACAGAGAGAGUAUAAGUGCCAGGCUAUGUCUAUCUUGAGAAUCUAUUUAUGUUUUAUACAGUAACUAUGUUGUUAUUAAUUAUUAUAAUUAUCUUUAUUAUUAAUUUAUCUUUAAUUGUAUUAUUAUUAUUAUCAUUAUCUUAAAUUAUAUUAUUAACUAUUAAUUAUCAUUAUUUUAUGUUAUGUUAUGUUAUGUUAUGUAUAAUUUUAACGUGUACAUACAUGUAUACAUUCACGGAC
Microplitis demolitor is the source of this 3644-nucleotide messenger RNA. RefSeq names its product protein vein (gene vn). NCBI's taxonomy places the organism in Eukaryota, Metazoa, Arthropoda, Insecta, Hymenoptera, Braconidae. The transcript has 5 exons. Gene Ontology annotation, cellular component: axon; plasma membrane. The record is from RefSeq and is a predicted model, not a curated record. The coding region runs from base 1032 to 2558 and encodes 508 amino acids. Gene Ontology annotation, biological process: dendrite self-avoidance; homophilic cell-cell adhesion; axon guidance. Gene Ontology annotation, molecular function: cell-cell adhesion mediator activity.